Messenger RNA from Lacerta agilis (Sand lizard), 3808 nucleotides. RefSeq names its product F-box protein 31 (gene FBXO31). Gene Ontology annotation, molecular function: protein binding. The transcript has 10 exons. Bases 69 to 1760 code for a protein of 563 amino acids. NCBI's taxonomy places the organism in Eukaryota, Metazoa, Chordata, Lepidosauria, Squamata, Lacertidae. The record is from RefSeq and is a predicted model, not a curated record.
CGACCCCCGACUCUGUCAGCGCGAGCGAGGAGAAAGCGCAGCUGAGGCGCUCGCCCCGUUCGUCCGUCAUGGCGGUCUGCGCUCGGCUCUGCGGCGUGGGCCCGGCGCGGGGCUGCCGGCGGCGGGGGGCUCAGCGGAAGGGGACGGCGGGGGACAGCAGCGAGCCAGACACGGACCCUGAGGAGGGAGGCGACGGCGGCUGUGGAGAGGCGGCUGCGGAGGACGACGACGCUGCCGAGGAGCGCAUCGAGGGGGCGGCCUUGGCCGAGAGCAGCCCUCGCAGCCGGGCUCCGCUGUCGCUCCUCGACCUCCCACCGGAGCUGCUGGUGCAGAUAUUCGGCUCGUUGCCCGGCACCGACCUGCCCAACCUGGCCCUCGUCUGCAGCGCCUUCAGGCGCAUCCUCCGCACCGACACCAUUUGGCGCCGGAGGUGCAAGGAAGAAUACGGUGUCUGCGAGAACCUGCGAAAGCUGGAGAUCACAGGAGUGUCCUGUCGAGAUGUAUAUGCCAAACGUAUAAACCCACGAGUGAAAUCAGGGCGUUUUAUGAAAAUCCUUCCUGACUACGAGCACAUGGAAUACAGAGAUGUUUACACCUGCCUGCUCCACAGAUACCGGCACAUCUUGGGACUCUGGCAGCCAGACAUCGGACCGUAUGGGGGGCUGUUGAACGUAGUGGUAGAUGGCUUGUUCAUUAUUGGCUGGAUGUACUUGCCCCCACAUGACCCUCAUGUGGAUGAUCCAAUGAGAGUCAAGCCACUCUUCAGGAUCCACUUAAUGGAAAGAAAGAGUGCCACAGUGGAGUGCAUGUAUGGACACAAGGGACCCCACAGUGGGCAUAUUCAGAUUGCGAAAAAGGAUGAGUUUUCAACAAAGUGCAACCAGACGGAUCACCACCGAAUGUCAGGAGGAAGGCAAGAGGAGUUCCGGACAUGGCUGCGAGAGGAGUGGGGGCGGACUCUGGAAGACAUCUUCCAUGAGCACAUGCAAGAGCUCAUCUUGAUGAAGUUCAUCUAUACCAGUCAAUAUGACAACUGCUUGACAUACAGACGCAUCUACCUCCCUCCACGGAGUGCCAUUGAUCUCAUCAAGCCAGGCCUUUUCAAGGGGACAUAUGGGAGCCAUGGUCUUGAAAUAGUCAUGCUCAGCUUCCAUGGAAAAAAGGCCAAAGGAACUAAAAUCACAGGUGACCCUAACAUCCCAGCUGGCCAGCAGACAGUGGAGAUUGACCUGGCGCAUCCCAUCCAGCUGCCUGAUAUUGAAAACCUGAGCAAUUUCAGCGAACUCUCCCGCAUUGUCCAGGAAGUGCAGGAGCAGGUGCAGCGAGAGCAGCAGCAGGAGGAGGAGGAGGAGGGUGGCCUCGAAAAGGAGCAGCCACAGCCAGGCCCCUCUCAGCAGGAGGCAGGCAGAGGAGCAGAAGGCUGUGCAACUGAAGAGGGAGCCGUGGCCCAGGGCUCUCCCCCAGCCUCAUGCCCUUUUGUGCUGCCUGGUGGCAUUGCAUCCAGGAAUGAGGAUUACCCUCGGACCUGCAGAGCAUGUUUCUACGGCACGGGGCUCAUAGCUGGCCAUGGCUUCACCAGUCCUGAGCGAACACCUGGCGUCUUUGUCUUGUUUGAUGACAACCGUUUUGGCUUCAUCUGGCUAGAGCUGCAGUCUUUUAGUCUCUACAGCCGCAUCAAGGACUCCUUCCAGAACGCAGAUGCUCCCUCGCAGGAGGCUUUCGAUGAAAUGUUGAAGAACAUCCAGUUACUUACAUCAUGAUGGCGGCUUCUUCUGGCAGCUGGAAGGGGGAGGGAUUCACGUUUUCCAUCUUGAGGGUCAAAGCACUCAUCCUUGGAGCCAUGAGAACUCGAGACAGCAUGCACUUCUCAAGGAGGCCUUUUUACCAAAAUGAACACACACACACACACACACACACUGCUUAACACACAAAUGAAACUUCCACAGUAUGUUAUGCAUAGUUUGCAACAUAGGUCUGUAUAUUUGGAGGACAGCUGGCCAAGGUAGUAGCAGCUUAGCAUGCUUGCUUUUCCUUUCCUGCCCCCCUGAAGUUUAGUGCUUGAGUGGGGACAAACCAAAGCCAGCACUUUGCAGACAGUGUAAAUAAUUUGUGUGUGUGUGUGUGUGUGUGUGUGUGUGUGUUUUACACAAGCAGCAGCCACUCAGUAUUCUCCCUGAGCCAGGAAGCUGUUCUCCAACACGGCUCUGCAACCCCGGGCUUAUUUUCUGAACAUGCCUCUUUCACUUACGAAUCAUGUUAAAAAUUGUGAUCUGUGGCUAACGGCCAUGAGAUUCAGAUACUAGUAUGCCCCUUUGCUUCUCUCCAGUAAGUUUUCCUUUAAAUGUGAGAUUUCUGACUGGGCAACUCUGUGUGAGUGGGGUAUGCGGGGAAAGGGAGAAAGACCAUGCAACAAACACAGCCUGGUUGCCUCUUUCCUAACCUUUCCACAGGCACCUUUGCAUUCCUUUCUUUUCCACUUGCUGUAGCAGGAAAUUAAGGUAGGCAAAGAGACCUCUGGAGCAGUUGAGUAGGAGGUACCCUUGCUGUAUAUUCUCUUAUUUCCCCCCCCCCCAAUGUCUUUGAGCUCAUCAUGUGACUUGGAUAAGAACUUUACCGCAUUAUGUGGCUGCAGGUUCAGGCCUGUUGAUAUGAUGAUGAUGAUGAUGAUUUAUUUUAUUUCUUGAAAAAUUUAGUUCCACAACACACUAGAUGCUCUCUCCUGUUCUCUCCCUUGCCAUGCUGUUCAGCCGCUGUGCCUCUUGUGUGAGGGUUUGACACUGGUGCCCUGGCCUCCUCCCGCUGCUCAGCAUUUGCUUAAGGAGUAGAUCCUCGGAAAAGCUGCUGGGGUUUUGUUGACAGAAAUCAAGAUGGCUGCCACCUUUGGGCACUUUAAGUGGGUCCUGCCAAGUUCUGGGCUUACUUGGGCCCAAGCCACCUAUUCUUGGGAGUUGUAACGUUUCUCCCUUCAUGCCAUGUAUGCACUACAAAAUGCAACCAAUACCCAGUGCCCUCAUUCCGGUUAGCACCCUCUACAAGCCUUAUGAGAAGCUGUGUGAUUCUCAUGCAAUUCUAGGAUUUGUUCUGUAAUUUCCCUUUACUCUACCUAGGGAUCCUUCAUGGGAGCAACCUCCUUUUAAGCAGCUGGAGCUUGCAAAUAUAUGUCUAAUUUGCAGAAUCUUUGUACUUCUCGCUUUCUUUCUCCUUUGCCCUCUGCCCCACCGUUACAGUUUUGGAAAGCUUUCCAGCUCUUCUUAACACCCAUCCUCUGCAAAAUAUUCAAGUCCUUCAGCCACCUGGAAGGGAAGCUGAGAAAGAAGAAUGACCAACCACCAUAUUCCCAUGAAAUCGCCAUGGAGGGUGUCCAAAACGGACAACUCAGACCUUGAAGGAGCAAUACAUCAACCACUGCACUCUCUUUACCAUACCACAUUUCAUGCAACUUCUUCUGGAGUCCUCUUGGGUAUCUUUGGAAGAUGCGCCAGCAGAAAUCCCUUGGGUAUCCCUAAUCAUAGCAUUACAGAAACUAUAACAUGAACAACAAAAACUAUCUUUCCGUGCCCAUUGUUGAGGUUUAUCCACUGGGAGGGAAGAAUCUGCUCUUUGCUUUUUUGCAGCAUUGUAAUCACUGUAUAUAAUGCAUGUCUAGUUACUGUAGCAUUACAAAGGGAGAAUUGUAAUCUUUCUGUAUGAGCAAGGAGGGUGGUUGGGCAGGUCUAACAUAGCCCUUUCUCGGGGGAGAUGCUUCUUCAUUUCCUACAGCACCAACAGCAAUAAAUCCUUUAUUUGUAGUAUCAGGGUCUCAAAGCUA